Messenger RNA from Papilio xuthus (Asian swallowtail), 1371 nucleotides. RefSeq names its product protein kinase, cAMP-dependent, regulatory subunit type 1 (gene Pka-R1). Gene Ontology annotation, molecular function: protein kinase A catalytic subunit binding; cAMP binding; cAMP-dependent protein kinase inhibitor activity. Gene Ontology annotation, cellular component: cAMP-dependent protein kinase complex; cytosol. The record is from RefSeq and is a predicted model, not a curated record. Gene Ontology annotation, biological process: negative regulation of cAMP-dependent protein kinase activity. Bases 28 to 1170 code for a protein of 380 amino acids. The transcript has 7 exons. Lineage: Eukaryota; Metazoa; Arthropoda; Insecta; Lepidoptera; Papilionidae.
GUUUUGACAUUUGACAUAAUCGUAGAAAUGGAAUCAAUGGAGGAACAACAAUGUUUACAUCAAUGUGAAAGUUACAUUCAAACCCAUAAUAUUCAACUGCUUUUAAAAGAUUGUAUUGUUCAACUUUGCUUAAAUAAACCUGAAAAUCCAGUCACGUUUUUACGACAAUAUUUCCAAAAAUUGGAACGGGAGCAAGUGAAGGCGGCGGCGGCGGCCGCGGCGACGUCAGAGGGCGAGGGUGAUGGCGAGCUAUCCCCCCUGCCUCUGCCCGCCGGACAGCCGCCGCGUCGCCGCGGGGGCAUCAGCGCUGAACCCGUCACAGAGGAAGAUGCAACCAGUUAUGUUAAAAAGGUGGUGCCAAAAGACUACAAAACGAUGGGCGCACUGUCGCGAGCGAUCGCAUCCAAUGUGCUUUUCACACACCUAGACGAGUCGGAGCGAGCCGACAUGUUCGACGCCAUGUUCCCUGUGCAGUGUCUGCAGGGCGAGACUGUUAUCCGUCAGGGUGAUGAGGGUGAUAACUUCUAUAUAAUCGAUUCUGGCGAAGUUGAGGUGUUAGUUAACGGUGAGCUGGUGACUACAAUCGGCGAGGGCGGCAGCUUCGGUGAGCUGGCGCUGAUCUACGGCACGCCGCGAGCCGCUACGGUGCGCGCGCGCUCGCGCCUCAAGCUGUGGGGUCUCGACCGCGACUCCUACCGCCGCAUCCUCAUGGGCUCUACUAUACGCAAGCGACGCAUGUACGACGAGUUCCUCUCCAGAGUCUCCAUUCUAGAGAGCUUAGAGAAAUGGGAACGAUUGACGGUGGCGGAUGCACUGGAGCCAGUUUCAUUCAAUGACGAGGAAACUAUAGUUCGGCAGGGUGAGCCCGGGAACGACUUUUACAUCAUUGUCGAAGGUACUGCGGUGGUUCUGCAGCAGCGCGGGCUGGGUGAGGGCGGGGGUGAGGGUGCCGGGGAGGCGGUGGAGGUGGGGCGGCUAGGGCCGUCCGACUACUUCGGAGAGAUCGCGCUGCUGCUGGACCGGCCGCGCGCUGCCACCGUGCGCGCCGCCGGCAGCCUUAAGUGCGUCAAGCUCGACCGCGCCAGAUUCGAAAGGGUAUUGGGGCUGUGCGCUGACAUUUUGAAACGUAACAUCGCCCAGUACAACAGCUUCGUGUCGCUAUCCGUAUAAUAAAUUGGGGUUUUUAUUGAUCACUAAUAAAUGAAUUGCAAUAAGCUGAAAAAACGCUCAAAUUUAUCGCAGUUAAAUGUUAAGGCAUAUGUUUUUAUGCAGAAUCGUUAAUGCACUUUUGUUUGUGAAAACUUCCUUAGAUGACUUAAUUAUUUAUUUUAUUUCUAAUUUUAUUGGAGGCAUAAACAUAAUUAACUUUUA